AUGACAGGCCUUAAGCGCAAGCUGGACCAACAGCAUGAGCUGGCCAGCGCAUCUGGUGCUGAUUCUUCUCAGACUUCACCGUUUUCUCCAUCUACCGGCCGCUCGCGUGGUGGAAGUCGUGGUAGCUCACGGUCACGCACAAGAGGGAAAGGCCAUGUCUUUAGGGGCCGUUCGAAAUCCCUUAAUGGUAGUAAUCUCGACAGCCUCUCUGUUCAAACACACUUAGAUCCGCAAACACCGCGGGCGAAAAGAGUGAAGAAGGCAAAAGAAGAUAUCGCUUCGGAGAGCAGUGUUGCUGAGUUGCAUAUACCACGCCCAACUCGCCAGUCUGCUAGGAUUCUUUCCAAAUUCCAUCAUAUGGAUUGUGUGUCCGAGCAAGCUGAUGAACCGGGGAUCCAGCAAACAAAUUUCAAUGGGCCUCAUGAGAUCCAUAUUGGCUCCUAUGAAACGGAGGUCAACGAUAAAGAGGCCUCCCUAAAAUUUCCCUGUGUGAAUACGAAGCAACCAACUUCUGACUCCCAAUUAUCUUCAUUUAAGUCAACAUGGGCGGACCCUUCUCGACGUCGUCGGAGUUCGGGAUAUAAGACGGAAGUAGACACUUGCCCUGACACUGUUUCGAAGCUCAACAAGUCUGUAGGUGUGAAUGCAGAAAGUGGGGAUAAUACUCCUGAGAUAGCGCUAGCAGCUACUAGCGGACUUGUGAGUAAGAGGUUGAGUCCUGUAGCUACGAGGAAAAGAAAUUCCGCUGGCAUUGGCGCUACAAUUGAAGAGACGCAAAACCCAAAUCCAAGCACGAAGAAGUUGAAGGUGGAAAAGCUGGACCCUAGCUCUGGAACAGAUUCUCCGCCAUUGGGUGGAAAUGGCAACCGUGGCAAUAGUAAUCAUGGUGAUAGUGAUAGUGAUGGACGCCCCAUCCACUCUGAGGCUGAGCCUACGAGACAGGAUCCGAAUCUUAGUAUUCUCGAUGCCGACUUCCCCUCUCAGACAAUGGUGGUUGAAUCCUUUCAAGCUGCACAUGAAACCACACCAACAGAGGCAUCCGCCUCCCGGGCGCCGACCCCAUCUGAAACCCCAGAGCUGCCUGCUACCAACCUUCCCAGCGGCGCGGGCAGAAGUCGUGGGCGCGGUGGAUUCAGAGGAAGGGUAAGGGGUCGAGGAGGCUGGACCCGAGGUCGUGGAAGGGGUGGCCGUGGUCGAGGUUCUGGAAGAGGAGGUCGUGGCGGACGUCUUCAGGCAAUCGAUCGCGACAUGUCGUUGUCGCCUAGCCCAGUAAUCAAGCAGCUCCGCGAGAGACAAAAGGAACUUGAUAGGGUGUUCCGUCGAGUUGCAUCUGCUCAGCGAACAGCGCUCACCGUAAUCGCUAAUCGCUCAGAGGCUAAACUUUUAAAGGAUGCUAAAGCGCAUAUGGCUGUGCCGGAAUAUGAUCAAGUCAUGAAUGACCUUAAAGCCAUGCUACAGAAGAGAUUGGAGGUCAUUGAAAAUGAAUAUAAUUGGCGAACAAAAACCGCGGAUGCCCUGUUCGAGGCGAAUAAAGAACGGGUAAAUGCGAGUUUCCAUGAUAAGUCUCGACAUAUUAGAGAGGAACAUCUCCUUGCGGCUCAAGGGAGCUAUAUGGCCUUUGUGGAACAGUGUCGUCAAGCAGAGGAUGACGACCACACCGAGGCUGAUGAAUCGGGCCCGGAGCCCGAAAUGCCACCCCGUCGACUUUUUGUCCGUGGAUUCAACAGUUCUUUCGUCAGGGAUCCAAAAGGUGCUGCUCUCUACGAACGAGCUGCAUAUGGUUGGGAUGACUUCAUACAGCGCGCGAAAAUUGAGACAGACAUAUCUCCUCAAAUAAAAGAGAUAGAUCAGGAAUCCCGAGCACCAGUUCCCGCCAGCGACAAAAUUUUACAGCUUACGGAGGCAUUAACUGAGCUUUGCCAGCAGGAAGAGCGUCGCGGGGAUGAAGGCAAGCCGGUGGCGACAAUCCCCAACGAACCACCUACCGCAUUGAGUGCAUUAGCCGACAUCGCGGUGGGCGACAUUGGCCAAAAGCUGGUAGAACAGCCUACCAUGCAUGGGCCCCCUCAAGGGUUGCAACUCGCACCCUUCCGCAGCCUUCCCAGCAUCACGCAGCAGCUUCCAGCACUACCACAUCACCCACCCCAUCUUCCACACCCAUACGAACAACAACUUCCAAUCGAACAACCUCGGGGAUUCCAUCGAACAAUUCUCCCCCAGCCAGUUCUUGGUCAAAUGAUACCCCCAACAGACCCACGGUCAUUUCUCCCACCGCCAUCUCACCACCAACCACCCCCUCCUUCCCCCCAACGAGGACCACCUAGCAUACCCCGCCGCCUUCUCCCAGCCUCCAGUCGAUACCCUUCCAUCCCACACCUACACGAACUCCCUGACCCAUUCUCGUCCGCACCACCGCACCUCCCCGCGCCACAUGCCAUGGUAUAUCAUCCAGGCUCUUAUCCUCUUCACCCACCUCUGCCCUCUCCCUUUCACCCGCCAACUCAUGCGCCGCCGCCACAUCCACCCCAGUACAUGCAUGGACCUGUCGGGCAUAUGACGUUACCCCCGGUUUAUCACCCAGCAACGUACGGGCAUCUGCCGCCUCCUCUUCCGCCCCUUCCACUUCCACCCCCUCCGGGCUCACAAUACCAGCACCAGCACCAACACCAGCAUCAAAAUCAGCUUCACCAACCACAACCACCCCCUCUGCCACAGCAUCGCCACUCGUAUUAUCAACAGCAGCAUCAGCAUGCGCCCACUCCGCCACCGCCAUAUCGCGAGUAA
This is a messenger RNA of Paracoccidioides lutzii Pb01, 2784 nucleotides long. RefSeq lists its product as hypothetical. The record is from RefSeq and is a predicted model, not a curated record. The transcript has 4 exons. Bases 1 to 2784 code for a protein of 927 amino acids.